AUGGCAAUGCCGGAAACAAUCCCUAUCACUACUCCCAGUGCUCAAGUUGUUGGCAAUGCCUUUGUUGAGCAAUAUUAUCACAUUCUUCACCAAUCCCCAAAUUUGGUGCACAGGUUUUAUCAGGAUUCAAGUUUCUUAACCAGAUCAGACAACAAUGGUGUGAUGACAACUGUGACAACUGUACAAGAAAUCCAUGAAAAGAUUAUUUCCCUGAAUUAUGAAGAUUAUACAGCAGAAAUAAAAACUGCAGAUGCUCAGGAGUCGCAUAAGGGAGGUGUGAUAGUUUUAGUAACUGGAUGCUUAACUGGGAAGGAUAACGUGAGAAGGAAGUUCUCACAGACAUUCUUUCUGGCUCCUCAAGAAAAAGGAUAUUAUGUCUUAAAUGAUGUCUUUAGGUACAUUGAGGAGAGUGAUGCCCCACAGUUAAAUUCUACCUCAGUAAAUGUCAUCAAUGAAACUGCUGAGACAGUGCAUGAGCCAGAACCAGAGGAAACAAAUGCUCCCAAACAUCUCGUGGAAGAUACUGCAACUUCAACUUUGGCAGAGGAUGAAAACUUUAAUAAUGGCAGUGAAGUUUAUCAUCCUCAGGAUGAGGAAGAAGGAUCAGUUAUUGAUGAAGAGGUCGCUGAACCCCCUACUGACUUAAGUCAGAAUGAUACUGUUUCAGUUCAUGAUUCAACUUCUGCUGUUCAGGAUGAUGCACCAAGGAGAUCAUAUGCAUCCAUUGUAAUGAAAAGUAAUGUAGCAACUGGCCACGUAUACGUUCCCAGCAAAGCUGCAAGAGUGGCAUAUGCUAAAUCCAGUGAACAAUGGCCUAAUACUGCCAAAUCAACCCCUGCGUCUGAGUCAUUUGUUCCUGUUAGUGAUAGUGCACCUGGGAGUAGUGACCUUCAAGAAGAAGUUGAAGGUCACUCCAUAUACAUACGGAACUUGCCCUUUAAUGCAACAGUUGAGCAACUUGAAGAAGUCUUCAAGAAAUUUGGUGCUAUUAAGCAUGGUGGUAUCCAAGUUAGAAGUAGCAAGCACGGAUUCUGUUUUGGCUUUGUUGAAUUUGAGGAAUUGAGUUCCAUGCAAAGUGCACUUGAGUCUUCACCUAUCACUGUUGGAGAGCGACAAGCUGUUGUAGAGGAAAAGAGAACUACUACACGAGUCAGCGGUAGCGGGAGAGGGAGAUAUCCUUCAGGACGAGGAGGUUUCCGAAGCGACAAUUUCAGGGCACGUGGGAAAUUUGGGGGUGGACGAGGUUAUGGCAGAAACGAAUUCAGAAACCAAGGAGAAUUCUCAGGACAACCUCGGAGUUCUCAACGGCCAAAUCAAAAUGGAGGUGGGCGUGGUGGUGGACGUCAAGGUGUGGGGAACCGUAAUUCUACACCACCUUCUUCAGCAGCAUGA
This is a messenger RNA of Sphenostylis stenocarpa, 1392 nucleotides long. Lineage: Eukaryota; Viridiplantae; Streptophyta; Magnoliopsida; Fabales; Fabaceae. The record is from the annotation of a GenBank genome assembly.